This is a messenger RNA of Bipolaris oryzae ATCC 44560, 1431 nucleotides long. RefSeq lists its product as uncharacterized. Gene Ontology annotation, biological process: proteolysis. Gene Ontology annotation, molecular function: metallodipeptidase activity. The coding region runs from base 1 to 1431 and encodes 476 amino acids. The transcript is spliced from 2 exons. The record is from RefSeq and is a predicted model, not a curated record. NCBI's taxonomy places the organism in Eukaryota, Fungi, Ascomycota, Dothideomycetes, Pleosporales, Pleosporaceae.
AUGGCGCACCUAGACCCUUACUUCAAGCAAGUCGAUGAUUUGCAAAACACCUUCAUCGAGAGGCUGAGGGAGGCGGUGGCCAUCCCCAGUAUCAGUUCCGAGGACCAGAGGAGGCCUGAUGUCGUCAAGAUGGGACACUGGCUUGCCGAUCAGAUCAAGGCUCUUGGUGGCACUGUCGAGCUCCGUGAGCUAGGAAAGCAGCCUGGUCGUGAGCACCUCGACCUCCCGCCUUGCCUAUUGGGUCGCUACGGAAACGACCCCAAGAAGCUCAACGUCCUCGUCUACGGCCACUACGAUGUACAGCCUGCAAACAAGUCGGACGGUUGGGCGACAGACCCCUUCACACUCAGCAUCGACGACAAGGACCGCAUGUUUGGACGCGGCAGCACUGAUGACAAGGGUCCUGUGCUUGGAUGGCUCAACGCAAUUGAGGCCCACCAGAAGGCUGGCGUAGAGCUACCUGUCAACCUGGUCAUGUGUUUCGAGGGUAUGGAGGAGAAUGGAUCUGAAGGACUUGACGACACCAUCCGCGCAGAGGCCAAGAAGUUUUUCAAGGAUGUCGAUGUUGUCUGCAUUUCGGACAACUACUGGCUCGGUACUGAGAAGCCCUGCUUGACUUAUGGUGUCCGCGGCUGCAACUACUACCAGAUUGAGAUUUCUGGUCCUGGUCAGGAUCUCCACUCUGGUGUCUACGGCGGCAUGACUCACGAGCCUAUGACUGACUUGGUGCGCAUCAUGAACUCGCUUGUCGACCCGGAUGGCAAGAUUCUCAUCAAGGGUAUCGAUGAGCUGGUUGCCCCGCUUACCGACGAGGAGGCCGCGCUUUACCCACCAAUCGCCUUUACCAUGGACGGUCUGAAGGAGUCACUGGGCGGUGCUGUUACGAUUCACGACAAGAAGGAGGAUGCGCUCAUGUCCAAGAUGCGAUACCCCUCAUUAUCCCUGCACGGGAUCGAGGGUGCUUUUUACUCUGAGGGAGCCAAGACUGUCAUUCCAGCCAAGGUCAUUGGAAAGUUCUCCAUCCGAACAGUACCAAACAUGGAGAUUGACCCAGUGACGAAGCUGGUUGAGAAGCACAUCAAUGACGAGUUUGCCAAGUUGAAGUCAAAGAACGCGAUGAAGUUUAGCGUCGUGCACUGCGGAAAGUGGUGGGUAGAGGACCCCAAUCACCCCAACUACACUGCUGCCGCAAAGGCUGUUGAGCGUGUGUUUGGCGUAAAGCCUGACAUGACGAGGGAGGGUGGAAGUAUCCCUGUCACACUGACCUUCCAGGAAGAGCUUGGCAAGAAUGUUCUGUUGCUGCCAAUGGGUAGUUCGACUGAUGCCGCUCACUCCAUCAACGAGAAACUCGACAAGAGGAACUACAUUGAGGGCACUAAGCUGUUGGGUGCCUACCUGCAUUACGUUGCAGGCGAGAUGAAGCGUGAUUAG